Messenger RNA from Trichosporon asahii var. asahii CBS 2479, 723 nucleotides. Its product is annotated as LSDR protein. NCBI's taxonomy places the organism in Eukaryota, Fungi, Basidiomycota, Tremellomycetes, Trichosporonales, Trichosporonaceae. The record is from RefSeq and is a predicted model, not a curated record. Gene Ontology annotation, molecular function: oxidoreductase activity, acting on the CH-OH group of donors, NAD or NADP as acceptor. The transcript has a single exon. The coding region runs from base 1 to 723 and encodes 240 amino acids.
AUGGCGCUCGCGCUCUCGAGGGCCGGCGCCGACCUCAUCCUCGUCCAGCGCAACAACACGAACACGACGACGCUGGACAAGAUCAAGUCCGAGGGAGGCGUUGACGGCAAGGGUGGGAAGGCCGAGAUCGCGGUCUGCGACCUCGCGGAUGCGGAGGCCGUGAAGAAGCUCGUUCCUGGCAUCGUCUCGUCGGGCCGCAUUAUCGACAUCCUUGUGAACUGCGGCGGCAUUCAGCGCCGACACCCCGCCGAGGACUUCCCAGAAGAUGACUACGCAGAGGUUAUGCAGGUCAACCUCAAUGCCGUCUUCACAAUCACGCGCGACGUCGGUAAGCACAUGCUCGAGACCCGCAAGGACGGCAAGCGCGGUAACGGCAAGAUCAUCAGCAUCGCGUCGGUCAUCUCCUUCCAGGGCGGUCUCAACGUCCCCGCGUACGCUGCGGCCAAGCACGGGGUUCUCGGUCUCAACAAAGCUUUCUCGAACAACUGGGCUGGAAAGGGCAUUAACGUCAACGCCAUCGCCCCCGGCUACAUCGACACGGACAUGAACGAGCAGCUCAUCGCGGAUCAGACCCGCUCGAGGCAGAUUCUGGAACGCAUCCCCGCCAACCGCUGGGGCAAGCCCAAGGACUUUGACGGUGUCAUCGUCUUCCUUUCCUCGCCCGCCUCAGACUGGAUCUGUGGCGAGUGCGUCGUCGUCGACGGCGGAUGGAUGUCUAGGUAA